Messenger RNA from Mercenaria mercenaria, 2448 nucleotides. RefSeq lists its product as uncharacterized. Lineage: Eukaryota; Metazoa; Mollusca; Bivalvia; Venerida; Veneridae. The transcript is spliced from 2 exons. Bases 43 to 951 code for a protein of 302 amino acids. The record is from RefSeq and is a predicted model, not a curated record.
UGUAGCUACAAUUGUAUUUCAUUAUAGUAUAGAAAGUAUACAAUGUUCAAACAGUUUUAUAUAUUUCAUUUAAUUUGUUUGUAUACUGCUUUAACAUAUUGUGUUAUCUAUAGAGGUGUAUACAACUGUGAUCUAAGUGGGUCAAGCAAAAACAGCGUGAUGGAAGAAAAGAUACGACGGUUGUCAAAUUUUGGAUUUUCUGAAUCGGAACGACAUGAAAAUGUCAGCCAAACAAAUGAGUCAUUUUUGGAACCAUUUCCUAAUUUCAUCAUACAGUAUGGUCCUCCACGAACAGCGACAACGCUCCAGUUUCAAGUAUUGUGUUUGAUGAUGGCUCUGCAGCAUGAAGAUGAAAUAACCUCAGUUGCGUGUAACAGGAACUUAUCCUACAAAUACAAUGUCAUUAAAACGCACACUAUUGGAAAGUAUCUUAUGAGAAUACCAUCUAAUUCGUGGAUUUUUAUGACUUCCGGUGCACACAAAAGAAACAUUUUACAUGGAAUUCGAAAUAUAAAAGACAAACAAAUUAGGAUUGUUUAUGUUGCUGAUAUUGAUUUAGUUUCUAAACGGGGUCAUUUUAUUGCAUAUGAAUACCAACGUUUCUUUGGUGUGUCAAAUGACAAAAUGAAGAUUAUUGUUGAGUAUCUGCGUUACUGGGAUAUACUUCGGUUAUGCUGUGGAAAACAGAUGUCCGCUGAUUGGCGAAAUCACUUAUCACCAGAACCAAAUUACGAAUGGCACCAUGAUCCUCAUAGCCCAACGUAUCCUGCAUGCGAAAUGUACAAUAUAAGUCAAGUUGAACAACUAUUUAUAAACACAUACGCCUUUCAAAAGUUUGCCCAUAUUGAUUCACUGGUUCAUGUCAUUGGAAGACCGUCAAAUGUUGACGAUAAACUUAACGGGCAAUAUUGCGUGCGUUGUAACAUUGACAUUUCUCAAAAGCGUAUGUAAAGUUACCAUUCACGAUAUAUAAAUGGUUUUUACCAUUUGAUAUCUAGUCUAAUUGUUAACACAUUUAUUUAACGUUGCAUACAGAAGGAAAUUUUGGUCCGAACCAUUACAACGCAUUACAAAACAAGGCUUAAACGUUGAUCAUAAUUUUGUGUAGCACUUUCGAGAGUUCCUAAAUGUUUGUUGUAGCAAAAUAUUACAUUUCUGUUUCGCAUAAUAACAAAACGACUGUCAUAUCCUUCCUUGAGAGAUAUUUCAAAUAUAUAAAUCGACAAACCGAAUCAACUGAUUUUCAACGAAUGCUUUAUGAAUCAAGCAAUUACAGGCGUUUGAAACUAGUCAAUAUAAUGCCGUCACGGUCCCAUAUUGGGCGCCAAAUGUCAUAGGAAAUCAUGAAAAAAAGCGUGCAGCCACACAGGAACUCUACCCGGGGCCUCGAAAUACCGUUCCGAUGCUCCAUCGACUAAGUUACCCGGCCACCUACACAUUUUCAUCCGACUUAAUAUUCAAGUCCUUUACCGUGACAUAGACAUAGAACAUCGUUAGGACGUAUGUUUUAACACUUGUUGCUAAUAUACCUUACGUUAAAUAUGAGGUUUUUCAUUCUUAUAGUGCAACGAAGGUGACAUUGUUGCAGUCUUUUAUCUCGUAAGUCCACAAUUAAUUGUUCUCUCAAUUGUACUUAGAACAUUAAAUGUUAUUAGUAAUCCUGGUAUUGACUGAAAAAAAUCGCAUAUUUUUAAUUUGCUAACCUCAAAUGCACCUAAUUACCUCAUUGUUAUAUUCAAUAUGCUUGUUAUACAGGACUGUUUUCUGCGAACAUUCCUAUGAAAAAAUCGAGGAUGCAAUAAAUGUACUACCUUCUAUACAGAUUCUACCAAAAGUUUAGAAAUCGGAUCACAAUUUUGAAAAUGAAACAAUUCAGCAAGCCGAACGAGUAAAUUUUGACAAAUAUGCCAUGGCUGGUUGCAAAAUUAAAGCUAGACACAUCUCAGAAAUCAAACUGAUAAACAAUUACUAAUGGUGUCAGAUAAAAUGGUAAUAUUAAAGGUAAAUUUAUCAUUUGCAGACUUUCAUUAAACGUCUGAUUGAUGCUACCUUGUCUCACUUGUUUAUCAUUCCCUUAGACAAACUGACGCAGAAGCUGAUAAGAUUAGGUUGUAUUCGUACUGAUUUCAAAAUUAUACUCACGCUCCACAUACUGUAUCUAUGUUUUUUAUUGUGAGAGGCAUUCGCUAAGAAAUUCUUUACUGAAUGAGGUUAUUGAUUUUAUCGAUAUUCUUAGCAUUUUUCAAGGUAGGCGUGUUAUCGAAUCUAUUCCGAAAUGAAAAACGUCUGAAACCCCUGUUAUUUGUUUUGGAUAUAACCAUCUAUAAGAAAUGUUAUCAUAAAUUAUGUUCGUAUUAUUUCCGACUUGGAUAUGCGGAGACUUGCCAUGUUAUCUCCAGACAAUGAGAUAUGAUUGAGAUUAAAAUAAUUCGAACUUUUUUUCCAAGG